Molecule: messenger RNA, 2224 nt
Organism: Prorocentrum cordatum
Lineage: Eukaryota; Dinophyceae; Prorocentrales; Prorocentraceae
Source: the annotation of a GenBank genome assembly
AGUUUUGCUCAAGCUCAGGUGCUCCUGAACGCCCAGAGAUGAGGCACGCGCAAGUCUUUCGCUUGCUGCACGCCUUUGGGCCUGUUGGCGUUCUUUGUGCUAGUGGUCAGGCAGCGUUGCCGCGCAGCGUUCGCAUCGACGGGCAGCGCUUCGUCUCUUCCCAGACGGGCGUGCCGAUAGUUUUGGGAGGACCGAACGUGGUCGUCAAAGGUCCACCGUACCUGCCGUCGGUAUCGGGCGACAAGAUCUGCAACGACAUCAGAACUCCAGAAUGCAAAGCCAGUGGCACGUGCACAUCAUGCAGCACGUUCAACCAGGCUGACGUCGACCACAUCAAGUCUAUGGGUUGGAAUUUUAUACGUCUGGGAGUGGUAUGGGCUGGUGCCCAGCCAAAGGAUGCUGAUGUCCUUGACCCUGACUUCCUGCACCGGUUGCAUGCCAUCCUAAAUCUCACUGACGACAACGGCAUCCAUGUCAUGCUUGACAACCAUGGGGACAUGGUUGGCUCAGCAGGGUGUGGGAAUGGAGUGCCAAUGUGGUUUCAGCAGAAGGCGGCUCCAGAGCUGAUCGGCAAGCCACUUCACACAGAUUUCCCAUACACUCUCUUGGCGACAACCUCGAUAUACAAGACGGACGGCUAUGACCACUGUGGGCAAGACGCUGCGAAAUGGGCGGCAUAUGCUGGCGAUCCUAACUACAAUUUGUUAAAUGAGUGCUGCCAGGCACUGAAUUCGCCCAAUCCAGGGGGCCUUGGCUUCACAACCAUCAGUCAAAAAACAAUGGACUACAUGUUUGACGGCGGACCUGGUCGCAAAGACUUCGUUCGCUUCUGGACGCUCAUGGCUCAGGCAGUCAAGGAACACCCCUCAGCUUUUGCAGCCGAGUUGAUGAAUGAGCCCAUGUCCAUCCAUCGCAAGAGCAUGUUUGAUACUUGGCGUGCGUGUGCUGAGUCUAUUCACACCGUCAUACCUGACAUGAGCGUGAGCAUUUGUGACAUUGGGGAGGCAUCCCUUCUCCCAGAUUGGAUCACGGACCUCACCGGUGGUCACGAGGACAUCUCUGAUGAGACAGUGAAGUGGAUCAAGGCUUCGAGCAAUGUGUUCUAUGCUUGGCACUAUGGAAACGCGCCAGCCGCGGUGGAAAAUAUGCAGGCCAUCAGCAAAGAAUGGGACGUGCCGACAUUUGGCACUGAGCUUCAAUGUUCUCAGUUCGAUGCUGCGUCUGCCGCGAACAUAUCCCACAGCUACUGGCAUUAUUCCGCUUACUGCAACACGGACAAUAAGUUCAGGAAUUGGUUCGGCAAUCUGACGGUGCCGACCGAAACAUUCGGAGCAUGUAUUCUAGGGUGGGGUGGCGGCAAUUCUUCGAAUUGCCCCACUUCGCCCAAGGGAACGUCUGUUUUAAUAAUUUAGUAAGCUCGUUUGAAGCAGCUUGACGGAUUGCUCCUGGCGGCUUGGCUCCGUGUCAUUGGCAUAGUCGUCACAACUGAUGUUAUGGUCACCAUUUUCAGCACAAGCGCAUUAUUCACCGUCAUUCGCAGUAGGCUUGUCGAGGGCUGCGACGGCAGCAGUGCCGAUGGCACAGGGGGUCAUGGAGUAGAUGACGGCAGUGAGGACGGCGAUGGCAUUUGUGAUGAUGGCAGCCAUGGCCAUUGCGAUUGUUGCGAUGUGAUUGUCUUGACAGUGCGCCAGGCGUGUUCGAGAGCUUCCUCGGAAGACAGUGUCUGCCAUGCUUGCGGCUGUCGGAACAUGUUGGCACCUGGAGGAGGUCUGAGCCUGAGGAGGGAUAUAGGGUGGGCAGCUUCCAGCCAGCUGCCUCGACCCUCCAGGGGGGCUCUGGGCAUCCAGGACCGCCUCUCGAACACGGAGGAGUGUGUGGUCCCCUCCUUGUCGAAUAUGCGCAGGGGGUGUGUGAUAACGGGGGGCACGAGGGUGCUCUUCCUGACACCGCAACUUUGACACGCCGUGUUGCAUGUUUACAUGCCCACCAGAGAAAGCAAAGAACUGCACUACGCGUUUUGGGCCUGGUUGCUGUUCGUAGGCAGUCAUCCGUGGCAAGCGCAGCGGACGCGCGAUCAUUUUCCGACCCACGAUCCGCGCGCCUCAGCGAGAAUAUAAUAAGAAUUUUCGAGCUGGCCUAACUCUGACAUGUCUCGAGCGUGAACAACAGCCUGCCAUCCCUCACCCCAGAUAUUGCGAAGACGACGACGGCGACCGAGGAAGAA